UUUCAGCUUAAAAAAAUUCACAAUGCCAAUUUCCAGUAUUCUUAAGAAAGCUUCAAGUUACAUACUUGGAUACACUGACGAAACAAGUUCAUCAGAAUUAUUGGAAUAUGAAGAGAAUGAAACUUUAUUCUGCAAGAACAACGUUUGUGUUCAUCCACCAGCUUUGGCGAGAGAAGAAUCGGAUGUUAUCCAUCAUUCUGGAUAUUUAACUUUAUGUACAAAAACAUUUAUUGACCAACAUAAUUUUGCUAAACGUCCGACAUUGUUCUUGACUUGGAUACCCAAUUCAACACUCCGAAAAUGUCCAGCACCUUUAGAGAAUUGUUCACCAUUGAGUCAAAUCAAAUCACGAAUGAUGUUGCAUUCUAGAAAUUCAGUAAACAAAGAAGAUGUGAAAAAAGAAGGUAGCAACAAUAACAACACGCAGAUACAAAUUGUAAACACCACAAAUCCAUUCUUGGAUAACUACAUUGAACCAGAAGAAUACGCUUUAAGUCAGCAAAAGAACAAAGACAACUUACAAGCUUACGAAGGAAAGUCAGAUUAUUCCGAAACUGCAAGUAUUUCAUCAAGUUCAGAUUACACAAACUACAACGAUUGUUGCUACUCUCAUUCGAAUGUAAACGAACAAAUUAUUCUAAUGGAAGAAGAUGAACAUAAAGAAAUUGGAAUUUUGAAUGAACAAGAAGAUGAAGAAGCGAAAGAAUUAUCAGCUGAACUUGAACCAUUGUUGAGUCAGGAAGGUGAAUCUGAUCAGAAGAUUCUGACUCAUCAAAUUUCAGCACCAACUUCAACUGAAUCAACAGUUCAAAUGUUAAAGAAUUAUAAGAAGCAUCGUUCAAUGACAUCAGUCAACAUAACAAUUGCGAAUCCUAACAUUGUAAACCUCGAAGUUUCUGCUUCUCCUGAUGAUGACGCCGUCAAAAAACAAAUCAUCAGAUCACUCUCAGUCUCAUCAGCAGAUGAAAAUAAUCCGAAUUGGAUGACUGCUGAGAUGUACGCUUAUAAACAUAAUUUAACAUUCCCAGACAGUGUUUCGUCAUCACCAGUCGUUAAUCGAAAGAACAACCAGUCACAAAUGAAAUGUCGUCGAUUUUCUGUUGAUUUAAGUCAAAUGAGGGCGCUUCGUUUGUUCUUUAAUGAUGAACAAUGCACGUCAGGUCAGUUGGUGAUUGCAAGUCGUGAAUCUCAAUACAAAAUUCUUCACUUUCAUCAUGGAGGUUUAGAUCACCUCGCUCAAGUUCUCCAUCAAUGGCAUUGCUUGCUUCAUAACAUUAAAGUUACACCAGGUCAAGAUGAAACCAAUUUAACUUAUCGUCAAUUCAUGGUUUGCCGUCCUGAAGUGCACGACAGUGAAUUGCAUCCCGAAGAAGGAAAAGUUCCGAAAAUAACAACUGAAUAUUUUUAUGGACAACUUCUUAAUGAAAAGGGACAAAUUGAAGAUGAUUUACAGUUGAAGAAGUGCGUGUUCUUCGGUGGUCUCGAGAAGAACUUACGUAAGACAAUUUGGCCAUUUUUACUUCACUGCUAUUCAACAAGUUCAACAUUUAAUGAUCGCAUUGCACUUGCAAAUCUUAGAAAGCAAGAAUAUGAAGAGAUUACCAAACGACGAUUGUAUUCCAUGUCACCAGAAGAACAAGCUCAAUUCUGGAGGAAUGUUCAAAGUGUCAUUGAGAAAGAUGUCGUGAGAACAGAUCGUGGAAAUCCUUUCUUUGCUGGUGAAGGAAAUGCUAAUAUUGAAAUAAUGCGAAAUAUUCUACUAAAUUAUGCUUCUUAUAAUCCUGGAAUGAGUUACACUCAAGGCAUGAGCGAUUUAUUGGCACCAGUCUUAUGUGAAUUGAAAAAUGAAUCUGAAACAUUUUGGUGCUUUGUUGGUCUUAUGCAACGUGCAAUAUUUGUUUGCACACCAAAUGAUAAUGACAUCGAUGAACAUUUACAACUUUUGAGGGAAUUAAUUCGGUUGAUUGUUCCGAAAUUUUAUGAACAUUUACUUAAACACAACGAUGCUAUGGAACUUUUAUUCUGUCAUCGAUGGAUAUUGUUAUGUUUCAAACGAGAAUUUACAGAAGCUGUUGCUAUAAGAAUAUGGGAAGCAUGUUGGGCCAAUUACUUAACUGAUUAUUUCCAUCUUUUUGUUUGCUUAGCUAUUAUUUCUGUUUACUCUGAAGAUGUUAUUGCCCAAGAUCUGCGUACUGACGAAAUGUUGCUUCAUUUUAGUUCGUUAGCAAUGUACAUGGAUGGGCAAUUAAUUCUCCGAAAAGCUCGCGGGCUUUUGCAUCAAUUUAGACAACUUCCUAAGAUUCCCUGCACUUUGACAUCUUUGUGUCGACGAUGUGGUCCAGGAAUUUGGGACAGUGGUCAUCGACCUUCGGUUGAAUGCAUAGGACAUGACGAGAAAGAAAAAUGUGCUUUAGCUGAGAAUUGAAAAAUUACUCCAAAGAUGAUUAUCCGGCUUUAACAUAAAUUUAUUCUCAAUAUUAAUGUGUUAAACAACAAUUGAUAAUAUGCACGCAUGAAAUAAAAGAAAUAUAAUUAUGAAUACUUAUUAGAGAACUGAAUGUAGUAUUUGGAG
This is a messenger RNA of Clunio marinus, 2572 nucleotides long. NCBI's taxonomy places the organism in Eukaryota, Metazoa, Arthropoda, Insecta, Diptera, Chironomidae. The record is from the annotation of a GenBank genome assembly.